Pichia membranifaciens NRRL Y-2026 is the source of this 1538-nucleotide messenger RNA. RefSeq lists its product as hypothetical. NCBI's taxonomy places the organism in Eukaryota, Fungi, Ascomycota, Pichiomycetes, Pichiales, Pichiaceae. The transcript has a single exon. The record is from RefSeq and is a predicted model, not a curated record. Gene Ontology annotation, biological process: carbohydrate derivative metabolic process. Gene Ontology annotation, molecular function: carbohydrate derivative binding. Bases 146 to 1354 code for a protein of 402 amino acids.
GUCUUGCAGAAAAGGGUUCGGGUGGAAGCAGGGCCGAAAAACAGAAGGGAAGGAAGUUGUUGGAGCAUUAGAGAGGCAGACGCAAUCACAGGUGUGAAGGACACUAGACAUUGGACGGUAGACACUAGGCGCUUUAGCAGAGAGGAUGGAGAGCUGGUCGAAUUCGUCGGUGUCGUCGACGCCAUUGACGAGACAGUCGUCGGACUUUUCGUUGCAUAUCGAGGACGACGCCUCUCCGGUGCUGGAAAGGGCGAUCCAGAACGUGGACCUGAUUUUGUCGAACCAGACCAAGGCGCUCUCAUACGUGACGGGCCAGUAUCGGACGUCGCCGUGGGCGGUGGCGCAGAUGAAGACGUCGCUGCGGGUGUUGAACAACGCGUUGAAGGUGGGUGGCAAAGUGGUGGUGUCCGGGAUGGGGAAGUCGUACAAGAUCGCCAGCAAGACGGUGGCGACGCUGAACUCGCUGCGGAUGCACUCGGCGCUUCUCCAUCCGUCGGAGGCGUUGCACGGGGACCUAGGCAUGAUCCGGGAGGACCACAACGACGCGGUGGUGAUCAUUUCUGCGUCGGGGAACUCGCCCGAGUUGCUGCAGAUGCUCGAGUACGUGCCGCUGAGCGUGCCGAUCGUGCUCCUGACGUGCAGCAAGGCCUCGGUGCUUGCCAAGCACCCGAAGGUGGUGUCGCUGCUGCUGGCGGAGGUCCCGACAAGCCUCUCGGAGACAAGCUUGUACGGCCUCAGCGCCCCGACGAUCACGACGACGGUGUGCUUGACGCUGCUGGACGCCGUCGCCGUCGCCCUCAGCGAGCUGCACAUCCACGACUACAGCGUGCGCAAGGCUGUGUUCAGCGUCCACCACCCCGGCGGUGCGAUCGGGAUCAACCACCAGCUCGAGAAGUUGCAGAACAAGCCCGGCGACACGGCCGGCGAUGCGGCCCACGCCAGAGGCGACGCCGCCUCGAUCCAGCCUGCACCAGAGGUCCGUGUCGACGUCGACCACGGAGCACACAACAGAAAACCCUCUUCCGACGGAUGUCUGGACAUUGGCGAGUUGGUACUCAUCAAGAAGGUGCAGAACACCAAGUACAAGCAGGAGCUGCCGCGUUUCCCCGAGCAUGAGCACGACUUCCUCAGAGCGAUAACAGUGAACGACCUCGUCAUAUUCACUACCGAGUCUGCGGACCAGCUCGCCGACGCAGACACCGCAAACAUCCAAAACGACGACGGCAGAGCCACUCUGCUCGACUGCGACAUGGCCCGAGAGGUGUAUCGGGAGUGCCAGCUCCGCGGAACCCCCUGGGCGUCCACCCGCCGGCGGCUUCUGGCGGUCUGCGUGCCGUACUCCGCUCCUGUGUAACCUGUUUAUCCCGUAGCAGCACAACGAACGAUCACCACGACCCCUCUGCUUCCGUCUGUCCCUUUUCACAAUCUUUGUGGUCUUCACGGUCUUCGGCCCCGUUCCACACGGCGGCGCCCGAACGGGCUGCGAAAACCUUCUGCGCAGAGCGUUCGCGUCGUCGUGAAUGUUGUUGUCGUCACAG